Molecule: messenger RNA, 1888 nt
Organism: Thrips palmi
Lineage: Eukaryota; Metazoa; Arthropoda; Insecta; Thysanoptera; Thripidae
Exons: 3
Coding region: 1334-1888 (184 amino acids)
Source: RefSeq, a predicted model, not a curated record
GUGCGAAUUGAUUUAGUAAUCCAACAGCCAAAGGUUGGAAGAAGAAGCAAGGAAUCACGUAUGCAGUGUACUGCACAGCAGCAUCUACUCCAUACUUGUGACCAGCUACAUCCGGUUUUGCCUAAGUUUCGUCCAGACCUAUUUGCGUUUUGUUUUUUCGGAGCUGCUAAGUAAUUUCUCUGUAAGCUCGCUGAAUAACGCGGAAGCUAAUGCUUGUAAUGUUUUGUUCUACAUUUGGGCGAAGUGCUGCUUUUGAAAUAAGGCACAUUACCUUGGCUGAAAACGGCGGGAGAUGUGCUCUUGUUGUUGGUUUUUGUGUACUGUUGGGCUGGCCGGUGUUCGCAGUGAGUGGACCCUUUAAUUCACAGUAAGCGAUCCGAAUGUGGGCCUUGCCAGGAACAAUCGGCUUGCUUCCUAUACCUGUUGUACCCCUUUAAAUUUAGUGGGUUUGAGGACCAGAGAACCGCGGCCAGGGGAUGCAAACUUGCAAACCUGUCAUAACAGGUUGCCUCAUUAACUUUAGCCCCCUUAAUGGGACCCCCCCCCAGUGAAUAAUUAUUCAAUGAUUUUAAUUUUGGCCAUCAUGAUUUGUACCAAUGUUUUCAACAACUUUUAUCUCUGGUUGAAAAACUAACAUAGAUUGCAAAAAGCCCAUCGUUUUUACAUGUUAUUAGAACCAAUUUGUCAGAGGCUGCAGGCUGAAAACUUUUUCAGUAUUCGUGAGGAGACUUUGAGAGAAACAACAAAAUUUGUAACGUAAACCGAAAUGAUUCAGAACCAACUAGGAGUUGAGGGCCCUUGUGUCGGUUAAAGUCCAUGUUAUAGUGAGCAACUUUAGACCAAGACACAAAACAGCUACCCCUAUCAUUUUGAAAAAUGGAAAACACCAUUCUUUACCUAGCAGUAACCUUAAUAGUGAGCAUGACAGACAUGACAUUGAUGGCCAGAGUCUUAGCACUAACCAACUAAUGCACUUGGCAAGGAAGUAGCUUCCUCCCUUUACAUAUGAAGCAAAUUUCAAUUUGUAACUGUUGGUGAAUUAUUUAGGAAAUACUGAUUACUAUCUGAAGCUAAGUUUAAUUUAAUUUUUAGUGUUAUAUUAUAAGUGUUGGAGUAAGAUUUGAUACAUACAUUUAGAUUUUUCUUUGACAAGUGCAUUACACGGACAAGAAACAUACUAAGAACUGUUGGUGAAUUAUUUAGGAAAUAGUAAUUACUCAUUCUUUCACUUGCAGCUUGAAGAUCUUCACCAUGGCCAACCGAUGGGAUGAAGAUCCACCACCUGUUCCUCUUGUACCCCUUCCGGAUGUGGUGGAACCCUUUGUGAUAAGAAAUGCAGAGCAGACUCCAGGCAAGCUUCAGCAGACACAUGCUAGAUGCCCGGUGGGACCCAGCAAUAUGCCUUAAGUGUAACAGGGACAACCUGUCCCAAGCAGCGUCACAGCGAUUAAUACUUGCGGUCAGCAGAGUGUUGGAAGCCAACAACGUAGCCCUCCUCGUCUAUGAUGUGCGCUGGCAUGGAGGCAAGGUUAGCAAUAAAGCAGGCAUCCUUGGCGAGUGGACUGUUCAUGUCCUCCCAGCAUACCCACACCGGAGGAACUCACUGCGGUAUGAUGACUGCCAGCUGUAUUCAAGAUUAAAGAAGUAUGUUGGGACCAGAAAAUUUGGGGUCAACAUCAAGUGUGUGACAGAGGCUGGAUGGGGGCCAAAGUCAUACGUGCCAAUGACACGAGCCCCAACACAGUUUGAGCUGGAGAGUAUGCUUGCGGCUCCGGCGCCCACAGACCACGUCUUCUGCUAUGCUCAUAGGGGAGAUGUGUAUGGCCAUAAUGGCUUCACUAUACGCAUGGAAAGAGGAGUUUGCCCAGUUUGCCAACCGGGCUGGUGA